AUGCAAACACACCUCCUCAUCAUAGGAGCUAGCUUGCUUCUCUUUAUUCAUCUAACCAACACGCUCAUCAUCAAACCCCUCCGCAACUACCUCAAAAGCCGUCAACUAGGAUGUGGUCCCGUCCCCGUCGAGCCCUACCACCUCCCCUUCGGAAUCGACACCAUCCGCCGCAGUCUCCUCGCCGACCGCGAGCAACGCACUCCCGAUUUCGUCUUCUCGCGCUUCAUGGCCAUGAACCGGUACACAUGGGCUAUAUCACUACUUGGCACAACCAAUCUGAUCACGGCCGAGCCACGCAACAUCCAAGCCCUACUCGCCACGCAAUUCGACGACUUCAUCAUGGGUACAGCUCGACGCACGAAUUUGAAACGGGCGCUGGGGCGCAGCAUUUUUGCUGUUGAUGGGGUGGCUUGGCAUAGGGCGAGGGAGACUAUGCGGCCGCUUUUUAGUAGGGAGAACGUGAGUCGGCUGGAGGUGUUGGAGGGGCAUGUGGGGAGUUUGUUACGAGUUAUCGAGGGGAAAGAGGGGGGAUUGAGGGUUGAUGAGGAGGGGAGGGCGUGGUCGGCGCCGGUCAGUUUGGCGGCCUUGUUACCGAAGCUGACGAUGGAUUCGGCGACAGAGUUCUUCUUGGGGAUGAGUACGGGGUCGCUCGAUAAGUUGCUUGAGGAGCAGCGACAGGAGAAGGAAGGCGACGAGAAUCAUGGAGAAGAAAGCUUCGACCACGCAUUCGAGCGUAUGCUCUCCAUCCUCGGAACCAGAAUGCGUCUUCGCAGCUUCUACUGGCUCUACGGCAACACCGAACUAAAUAAAUGCAUCAACACUCUCCACGCCUUCGUCGACCGCGCAAUCGACGCCGCAGACCAAGCGAGAAAACAAGGUUCUUCAUCCCUCCGCUACGACUUCCUCGAAACACUGCGAUCGCGCUGUUCCGACCGCGCUGAAGUCCGCGAGCAAGUUCUCGGUCUGCUAGCCGCAGGUCGAGAUACGACAGCAUCACUCACAUCAUGGGUUUUCUACUGCUUAGUAAGAAACCCACGCGUAUACAAAAAGCUACGUGAAAUCAUUCUCGCGGAAUUUGGAUCUUACACGAGUACUACGCCUGGACAGAGUAUCACGUUUGAGAAACUCAAGAGCUGCACGUAUCUACAACAUGUUCUGAACGAAACACUACGAUUACAUUCAGUAGUCCCGUUCAACUCCCGUUGCGCCAUCCGCGACACUGCCCUGCCCACCGGCGGCGGUCCCUCCGGCACACUCCCCAUCUUCGUGCCCGCGGGCACAGAAGUAAACUUCAGCACGCACGUCCUGCACCACCGAAAAGAUCUCUGGGGCGAAGACGCCGAUGAAUUCAUACCUGAACGCUGGGAGAAGAGGAGACCGGGGUCAACUUGGCAGUAUGUGCCGUUUAAUGGUGGACCGCGCAUUUGCAUCGGGCAGCAGUUUGCGCUUACGGAGGCGGGUUUCGUGAUUGUGAGGUUGGUGCAGAGGUUUGAUGUUAUUGAGGGGUUGGAUGUGGAUUUAGAGAGGGACUGGCAUAAUUUUACGGUUGUUUGUAGCCCGGGGAGUCCGGUGAAGAGGGAGGAGGCGGUGUUGUGUAGGUUGAGGGUUGCUGUUGAGUAG
Messenger RNA from Alternaria incomplexa, 1620 nucleotides. It is a transcript of the gene ALT2, whose product is annotated as alanine transaminase alt2. Gene Ontology annotation, molecular function: monooxygenase activity; iron ion binding; heme binding. The record is from RefSeq and is a predicted model, not a curated record. The coding region runs from base 1 to 1620 and encodes 539 amino acids. The transcript has a single exon. Lineage: Eukaryota; Fungi; Ascomycota; Dothideomycetes; Pleosporales; Pleosporaceae.